AUGUCGAAACUCAUAUUCUUUCUCCUCCUCACCGUCCUUUUCACCGUUUCCGACCAAAAGCCAACCGCUUACGACGUUGUCAAACGCUAUAAUUUACCUGUUGGAAUCCUUCCAAAAGGUGUCGUUGACUAUGAGCUUAACACCACAACCGGCGAUUUCAAAGUCUUUUUUAACGACACGUGUAAAUUUACAAUCCAAUCGUACCAGCUCAAGUACAAAUCAACAAUCUCCGGUGUUAUAUCUCCCGGUCACGUCAAGAAUCUGAAAGGUGUUAGUGUUAAAGUGCUUUUCUUCUGGAUUAAUAUCGUUGAAGUGUCUCUUGACGGUAACGAUCUUGAUUUCUCCGUCGGGAUUGCGUCGGCGAGUUUCCCGGCGGCUGAUUUUGUGGAGAGCCCUCAGUGUGGUUGUGGGUUUGAUUGUAAUGGGCUUGUUUUUUCUUCUUAA
Arabis nemorensis is the source of this 444-nucleotide messenger RNA. The record is from the annotation of a GenBank genome assembly. NCBI's taxonomy places the organism in Eukaryota, Viridiplantae, Streptophyta, Magnoliopsida, Brassicales, Brassicaceae.